GAUAUUUUUGGCAAUAUGGAAUCCCACGGAAUUUGCAAAAUGUAUCCCUCCCACAUCCCAAAGCAACCUUCCGUACUUUUUGAUCCAAUAAGAAACGUGCUCGUGACCUCGGAUACUUUUAACCAAUUUUCUUCCCUGCCACUUUCCAUCGCCAUAAAUAAUUCAGUCCGACGGCUUCGACUGUCCAGGCAGUACAGUAAAAGGGUCUCUUCUGGAAAUGAUGUUCAGCAGCAUAAUAAUAAUGGCCAGCUCCAACAGAUUCUAUUCAGUUCGGAGCGAAAGAGAAGGAACACUGUGGACAAUUCGAGUGUUGCAUAUUAUCCACAAUUUGAGAACAUUGUUCAGAGAGAUGCAACGUGUGGGGGUGCGAACAAUAGCAGUGGGGCGAGUAAAUCACGAAAAAGCACGGACAAACCAAUGCGAUCAAUGUCGCUCUGUGUUAGAAAAUGUCAUCCUCAACACAGAGAAAUUCCAAGGAUCCCUGCCAAAGUCAAACACGGUGACUUGGUCUGGUUUCUGGUGCCUGGGGGCGCGGGGAGUGGGACGGCGAAAACCGAGCCAUCGCUAUUCUACCCAGGACUGGUCACUGAAUAUCAUGUGAAAGGAAACGUCGUGACGAUAAAACCGGAUCCCGUCGUCGUGGACAAUGUAGAAAUGAAGGAACAAACACAUUUUGUUGUCGAGAACAAUGGGACGUACGUGAGGAAGCGGAGCUUGGUGACCACGUCGCCCGGUUGUGUCAUGGACAUGAUUACUAUGAACGAUCUAAGUGAACCUGCUCUACUAUGGAAUACACGACAGCGAUAUAAGAACGGAAAUAUUUAUACUUAUGUUGGAUCUAUGCUCAUAUCCGUGAAUCCAUACACAACACACAACAUUUAUGGACUUCCGGUUGUGAAAAAGUAUGAAGGCCGAGUAUUAGGAGAUUUGCCACCCCACUUAUUCGCUUUAGCCUCGGCAUCAUACACAAGAAUGUGCAAAGACCGUGAACCUCAAGUCGUCAUAAUUUCGGGAGAAUCUGGUUCCGGAAAAACCGAGUGCACAAAGCUCAUUCUGGGAUAUUUAGCUUUAGUUAAUAAAUCCCCAUCCAACCUUAUCACAGAGCAAAUUUUGGAAGCGAGCCCACUUUUGGAAUCAUUUGGGAACGCCAAGACAAAAUUGAAUGACAACUCGAGUAGAUUUGGCAAAUAUCUGCAAGUAUUCUUUGAUGAAUCCACAGACACCAGCAUAAUUACUGGGUGUCGGGUUACUGAAUAUUUGUUGGAAAAAUCUCGAAUCGUCACUCAAAACACGUGCGAAAGAAAUUAUCACGUAUUUUAUGAACUCCUGGAAGGAUUGGAAAAAGAGCAGAAGGAAAAAUAUGGUCUACUGUCAGCGGACAAGUAUUUCUAUUUGAACCAAGGGUCCACACCUAACGCUGAAAAUCCAUUAGCAAUUCCAGGCAAAAACGAUGCCAAUGAUUUUCAAGCCCUAGUUAGUGCAAUGCAAAUUUUGGGAUUUUCAAGCCCUGAAAUUGAUUGUGUUUUCCGUGUUCUGGCUUCUGUGUUACACUUGGGAAACGUAUAUUUCCAUCGAAAAGCUCUGAAACAAGGGAUGGAAGGAGUUGAAAUUGGGUCAGAUGCAGAAAUUCAAUGGAUUGCUCAUUUGCUCGAAGUGAGUCCGGAUGGUCUGCGCAAAGUGCUAACAAGUCGUACGACAGAAACACCUCGUGGUGAAAAAAUGACGACGCCAUUGACCAUUGAUCAGAGUUUGGACUGCAGGGACGCCAUUGCCAAAAUAUUAUACAGCAAUUUGUUCACUUGGCUAGUUCAAAGGGUCAACAGAAUUGUGCAUAACGGGAACAACAAUGGGGGCUCCUCCAUGACGUUGGAGAAGCAGAGAAAACCCCAGCGGACCUGUAUCAAUAUUUUGGAUAUUUUUGGGUUUGAAAAUUUUAAGGACAACAGUUUCGAACAACUUUGCAUAAACUAUGCAAACGAAUCCAUCCAUCAUUUCUUGAUCCGACACGUUUUUAAGCUGGAGCAAGCCGAGUACGCCAAAGAGAAAAUAGAUUGGAUAAAUAUCGAGUUUGAGGAUAAUAUGCCAAUCAUUUCGCUGCUCAUUAAGAAACCUGUAGGCAUUCUUCAUCUCCUUGAUGACGAGUCCAACUUCCCAAAAGGAACAGAUUCGUCGUUUUUGGAAAAGUGUCAUUAUAACCACAUCAAUGAAAAUUACUUGAGACAAAGAAUGAGCUCAAAAGAAUUUGGGAUUAAACAUUAUGCGGGCAAUGUGUGGUAUAACACGGAAGGAUUUCUAGAAAAGAACAGAGGAGAUUUUGCAUCCAGUUCACAGCAAGAUUUUGCUCUUAGGAAAUUAUUAUGCUCUUCAAAAGAGAAGAUCUUAGCAAGAAUGUUCAUCCUCGGCACCCAGACAGACCAUCAACACCCAUCUUCGUCAAACUCACCAGGGGGAGGUCAGCUGUCGCCGGCUAAUCAAGGUCACGGCCACCACCGACGAGGUGGUCCCCGCUCGCGACACCAUCAAAAUCAGCAACAAGCCAACAAUCAGAAUUCAAACGUACGCCUCUUUGUGACCAUGAAACCACGAGCCCCCACAGUCUCGGCCCGGUUCACUUCCUCUCUAAACUCCCUGCUCGAAUCCAUGUCGCGUUGUUCGCCAUGGUUUAUUCGCUGUAUCAAACCCAACAAUGAAAAGAAGCCAAAUUUAUUUGACACUGCGCUGGUUCUGGAUCAACUUCGCUACUCUGGAAUCCUCGAAACAAUCAAAAUAAGAAAAUUGGGCUACCCAAUUCGAUAUAGUUUUAAUAAUUUUGUCUAUCGCUACAAGUGCAUCGUUCCCCAUCCAGCAGCUUCCGGAAACCAUCAGCAGUCUACACGGGACUUGACCAGGUUAAUACUCACCAGUUCAUACUCUCAACAAGUGAAUAGCAGUGGGAGCAGCAGCGGUGCUUCUGCUCAUGGCGGAGACGAUUUCCAAAUUGGUAGCAGUAAAGUAUUCCUCAGAGAAGUGCUAGAGCAGCGGCUAGAAAAAGCGAGGUAUGAUUUGCUCAACAAGGCUGCCAAAGUGAUCCAAGCUUCAGUUCGGGGGCACGUCCAGCAUAAAAAAUUCCUCAGUCAAAGGAGGUCAGCCAUACGUAUUCAGUCGUACUACCGGAUGUACACUGCACGUCGUGAUUUUGUCCGAGUAAAACAGGGUAUCACCCGACUUCAAGCGACUAUCAAAAUGCGCCGAGAUCAAAAGCGGUAUCAAGCAGUGAGAGAUGAAAUCGUUAAAAGAAACCAAAAGCGAAAACUUAUUGAAACGGCAGAAAAGACUGCUGCCAAAAAUCAGACAUGCAAUUACGGACUAACUGGUGUAAAUCAUUUAGAAGUUCCAGCAGAGUUAGCUUUUAUACUGAGCCGAUUAGACGGAGGACUUUCUUCUUCUUCUUCGGGCCUGGAAAAAUCACCCCGAGCUGGAAUUCACAGCAAUUUUAGAAAAAUUCAGCAAAGCAAUGACAUUUCCUCUCCAAGUUGGGCCUCACUGGUCGACAAUUUUGGGAGUAAACCCUCCGCGUAUAAACUUGCAUUUCAAAAAGGUGGUCAAGAGCAAUUGAAGAUGCGUCGCGAGCCAAUUGUGUCACCAUUUUUGAAAACCAGCCCCAAAGAAGAAGCUCUCAUUAUUUUCAAGCUGAUUCUUCGCUACAUGAAUGACUCAAGCUUGGGUUCUCCAUCAGGUAGGGAGAGAGAAUUACUCCUGCAAAACUACAUUGUGAACAAAGGCAUCAAGAACGAGUUAAUUCGUGACGAGAUCCUCAUCCAAAUUUUAAAUCAAACAAGGCAAAAUCCCAAUCGGAUGAAUUGUGAGAGGGGGUGGUUACUCUUGGCAUCAUGUUUGUCAUCAUUUCAACCGAGGGACGAAAACUUAUUAGCGUAUUUGAUAACCCACUUUUCCGAGCUGAAAGAAGGAGACGAGUUGGUGGAAAAGAGCUACAAAGUCAUUUGCCAAUUAAAAACGUUGCAAAUGGCAGAAGAAGGGAAGCGUGGAAGGGUUCGAGUGAUGCCACCAUUUGGACAGAUGGAAUUGAGAACCAUUGACAGAAAACAGCAUGGGCAGGUAUUUGUAGAAAUUGACGGAAUAAAUGAACGCAUCGAGAGCUGGACGCAAAUUGGGGAAGUCGCUGGUCGUGUAGGCUCUAAAAAGUUUGGGAAAUUUGGAAAAAACUACAACUAUGAAGGGUUACCAUUUUGGACGCUGGACUUUUUGGGAUCAGAUGAUCAAGUCGAGGACGAUAGCGUUCAAAGUGCCGAGAACAAUAGCUGGGAACUAGAUUCCAACGCCUUCAUCUUUGACACCAAUUUUGAGUCUGUCGACUAUUCUCAAUUUGGAAAGGUUUUUGGAUCCGACCUUCAAACUCAACCAAUGCCCACCUCACUGACCCUACUUUUUGUGAAAAUGAUGUAUGCUUCCCACUCACCCCCGCAGAAGCAGCGACAGCAACAACAUAUUCCAAUGCAUAAAGUAAAACCAAUGGAAAAUUUAAACAAAAUUGCAGCUCUGAGCAGUAAAUCUAGACUGAACGAGAGAUACUUUAAGGCAGAGAGCUCAAUGCCUGGUCCACCCAAUAAUACACGGACAAAAUCUCUUGAUAACUUGCUUGAUGAUCCCGUGGAGCUUUCUAAAGCGGCUCUGCAAAGGAAAAAGAUGUUGGGUUUAUCAGACUCCAAGCUGAACCAAAGAUACAACUCGUCGAUUGAAAAUUUGGGUCAACUGCCGUCACGAAGGAAGAAUUCCGAAAACUAUUUUGAAGAGUUUGAAGAGGAAGAGAUGGAAGCCGUAGACUUCAAUUCUGAAGACGACGAUGACGACGACGAUGAUGAAGACUAUGAACCUGAACUAGUAGCAGCUACGACAAACAAUAAUGGGCCAAAUAUGGGAGGAGGCAAGCACAAUUUGUCAGUCCUACCAAAUGGAAAUGGUAGUCGGACAGGACCUCCACGCUAUAUUAAAGCUAUAUCGGGCUCCAGUAAGAAAGCACCAUCUUCGGUGGGAUCCAAAAAUUUUGGCUACUACGGGAAAUCCAGUGCAAUGUCAGAUACGAGUGAAGCCCCAUCAUUGGCCAGCCAUGUUCGUCGGGUCAGAGUUCCUAGCCAAGCUAGCGAUGUUGACCAAUUUCUGGAUGACUUGUUCAGCCCCGUUCUCGAGGGAAGUAACAUGCUGGACGAUUUGAGCGACGUUCGAAGUUUGGUUAGCAAUUUGAAAGGUGGUGGUGGCGUUUUUGAUGAGCACCCAAGUUCUAGUUCAAACCUCAACAACAAGAAACCUGGACUAAAUAAGCCGGCAAACCCCACAGAUUUUAUUCAGUCAGCCAUGGAACAAAAUAUUCAAAUUCAACAGCAACUUAUUGAACAAAAUCAAGCGUUGCAAGAACUCCUCCGGCGGAGUUCGGUCGAGAAACUUUCAGAUGGUGGUGCUCCAAUGAACGGAAAAAUCAAUGGGGCUAAAAUUGGGAGUGGAAAUAUUCCAAUCCCGCCACCCCUCCCACCAACCUUACUCGGCGAGCUGAACGGACACCAUCCAUUCAUGGACCACUAUGGUCGAGCAAAAACGGUCCGUAUUGGCAAAUGGCGUUGGCCUCCUAUUGUGAAUGAAGCAGGUGGUGACGACGAUUUCAAUGAGUUUAAAGCCAGGUUGGAGGAAAAAAGGAAACUCGACCAGGACGAAGAUAUGCACAACAAUGAUGACGAUGAUGAUUGGUUGCAAAAUCAACCUCCAAAACUGCGCAAUGGAUUAGGACACCAUCACCAAAGGGAUCACGUCCCACCCACAAAGAAGCACUCUGCUCCAUCCCUCGGUGCAGCUAAUAAUUCAAUCAAUCCCACUCCGAUUCGCAACCCUUUUAGCGACAUGGUUGUCGGCAAGCUAAAACUGAGUCAUGAGAUGCGAGCCAAGCUGGAACAAGUGACAAGUCUUCGUGUGGCAAAUGGUGGAGCGCAAAAGAAAAGCGCAGGACCCAAUCUGUUUGAAACUCAAGUGGAUUCUCAUCAUCAGCCCAAAAAAUUGGAUGAAAAUAGGCGAAAUGUGCUUCAGGAAAAACUUAUGGGAAGUAGCAGCAACAACAACAACCAUCAUCAUCACCACCACCAUCACCAUUCAAACGGGGUCAAUACUCGUGUCCACCAAGCACAGUUACACCCACCACCCCCGCCACCCAUGCCAAUCACACAGGGAAAGCAUUCCGAACUUCAUGUCCACACUGAAAUGACGCUCACCAUGGACGAGAAUUACGAUACUUUGAGCCAAGUUUAUAACCAAGUGACCUCUCCAAAAGCUGAAGGAAAGGGUGGUAACAUUAUGCCAGCAGCAUCUAAAGGAUUUGACCAUCAUCAUCAAGUUAUACGUGGUCGUGAUCGGGAUGAGAGAAUCAUUGAACCACCAGAUUAUUCUGACGAAUAUUCAGACUAUGAGCCAUCCACAUUAAAAAAGAAACUGAAAUUGCACUCCACCAGGUUUCAGAAUUCCUACGGUUAUAUGAUCAAGAGGUUUCGGUUGAGGAAGGACUUGGUGACAGAAGAAGAGCUUAAAGAUCACGAACUCGUCGACUUUCUUAGAGAACAGAUUCUAAGGGAUUUGAGAACUAAAAGCCCCAGAAUAAUGGAGGCCGAGAGACGAAGUUGUGCCAACAUAAUGGAGGGUGGGAGUGCCAACAUUAUCACCAUUGCGAGGAGUUGGUCGCUCUACUUUUGGAGAUUUUUUAAAGUGGAACAACAGAUUGUGGGAAGUCGCACUGAGGACACUGUACGAUAUGUUGCAGUCAACGACAAAGGACUCAAACUUGUUGGAUUAAGACAGAGCAAGCUCCAUGUUUUUGAGUUUUACAGCUGGUCCAAAAUCGUUUCCGUCCUUGCAUCCAAACGUCCCUCCACUACCACGACAGAUGUGAUAACAGUCACACUUGGAAACGGUCAGAAGCUAUGCCUUCACUGUGACUGUGCCGUGAAUCUCCAACGAACGUGUGACACAUUUUUCAUGAAUGAUGCCAAAUCCUCGAAACGAGGCAGCAACGAUGCCACAAUUAUGCCAGGACAAGACAGAGAUCAAACAAGUGGCAGCAACAAUAACAACAACAUGAACCACCAUCGAGGUCAUCUGCCCCCAAAUCAUGCCCAUGGUCACAUCAACAUGAUGAAGUCCGCCACGAGUUCAAUGAUGAAUAUGAACAACUCGUCCCGGGCAAUGAGUAUGGGGAUGACGCAUCACCAAAUUCAGUCGUCGGGGGGUGGUUCCUUCGGGGAUGAGAUGGACUCUACAAUUGGCCUCGAGUUUUCAGAUGAUUUGGAUGGAGGACAAAGUCACACCCAUUUUUCGAGAAAGGUGGCUGCCAGCUAUUACGAUCAACAUCAUCAGCAUCACAUGGGUGUGGAUGAGGACGAUCACAUGAUGGACUUCCAGUCCACACAAAACUAUGGCAUGGGGAAGGUUUCCGGAGGAGGGACGGGGUACGGUCGGGGGGAACAAGCUCCGAGCGGAGGGGAGCCCUCACCACCCUUGAUGACGGCGUCGGAGGAGGAGGAAAGGGAGAGCAGGCUGCUCAUGGGGGCGCAGUUCGAAAACGACGGGAAACAUUCGCUUCUCCAAUUUGCGCUCAAGUACUUUAGGCAAAAGGACAAGUUCCAGCAUGUUGGGUCCGAGAAGGAUGUUGGACAAGGGUGUUGGACAUGGAGGGAGCAGGUCUCUUGCGUCAAGUACAGUCCGAAAAUGAUACAGCAGAGUCUUUUGCCUCUCCCAUCGGAACAAAUGAACAAGUUGGCGUUGGAAUGCUUCGCAUCGAUAUUAAAAUAUAUGGGGGAUUUCCCUGAGCAGUCGCAAGCUAAAGAUAAGAAGCAUAAAAAUAACAAUGAUAGUCCUCCCCCUGCACCGCUGCUUACGGAGGUUGAAGCUGUUUACACGCUCCUCAGGAAUUGUCACAUGGCCUCAACUAACCCACACAUUAGCUCAUCCCCAUCUGGUUCUUCCCCUGAUUCGGGUUCACAUCCGCAAAUGAUGGGUCGUCCACCUAUUCUUGGUCUGGCGGAUGAAGUUUAUUGCCAAAUCAUGAAACAAACAACGAACAAUACGAAUCAAAAAUCUGCUCAGCGAGCUUGGCGUCUUGGCGUUAUUUUGUCUGCCUACUUCACCUGUUCUGACACUCUUCGACCCUACCUCUUUAAAUACUUGGAAACCAAUGCUUACGACAAACGGAGGGCGUUUCACGGGACAGCAUUGGUCACACUGCAAAAUCUGAGAAAGACUUUUAAAUAUGGAGGACGACGAAAUGUGCCAAGUGUGGAGGAAAUUACUGCAAUCACUGCUGGGAGAAAUGCAAAGCGACAAAUUUUCAGACUUCCGGGCGGAGCACAGAGAGUAGUGAACGUAAAGGCUACAACCGUUGUACAGGAUGUUUUAGAGGAGCUUUGCGCAACUUGUCUUCACAUGGAAGGCUCAUCUCUAGAGGAGAGAGGAGAAUGGUCCGUGUACUGCAUAGUAGAGGGUGACACAACGAUGCCACUUCAAAGGGAAGAAUAUUUACUCGAUGUGUCGACAGAGUUGCAAAAGAAUGCUCAAGUUUACUACCUUAUCUUUUGCCGGUCAGUGUGGUUCUUUCCCUUAAGAUUGGACGCUCCAAAUAAUGACACAUACAUUGACCUCAUCUUCAACCAGAUUGCACCCGACUACCUCGAAGGGCUCUUACUCACCAUGCCGGGUCAAGCGUUGAAUCAGUCACUUGUGUACGACAUUGCCAGAAUUGCAGCCCUGCUACAUCGAUCUGCCGACUUGAGAACUCCACCCACUUUAAAGGAAUGCAAAUAUCUGUUGCCAAAACCUGCCUUGGCCGCAAGAGAUAUGAGACCAAAUCAGUGGGUCAGUUUGGUGAACAAGUAUUGGGCAGAAGAGAAAAUGGGAGACGACCUCAUGCGACCAAUCCAAGCCAAAGCCAUAGUUUUAGAUAUUCUUCAAAAGUGGGACCUUUUCGGCUCCAGCUUCUUUUCUGUCAAAAGAAUGGCGGAUCCCAGUCCUCCCGAGGAGUAUAUUCUAGCCCUGAACAAAAAUGGAGUUCACUUUCUCGACAUUAUUACUCACGAGACUUUGAACUGGUGGAGCUACAACGAAAUCCUAUCUACUCGGAAAGUAAAGAAUGAGGACUCGCUUUUAUACCUCGACCUUAAGGUUGGAAACCUAAUGCAACAAAGGAUUACUCGUUUGCAAACAGAGCACGCUCACGAGAUUAGUCGGCUAAUUAGACAAUACAUCCAUAUUCAGAAGUAUGCAAAUGUUAACAACAAUACAAAUACUUCACAAAAUUCCCCAAUGUCUGCUAAAUGAAGUUGAAAAUGCAAGUUCUUAAAUCGACAUAUGAAAUUUAUUAUAUUAUCCUAAUUAAAGUAUAUUAAUACAUUAAACUAGACUAUCUAUUUUACUAUAACUUUGCAAUGAAUGUGCAUACAUUGGAUCACUAUGCACCUUCACUGCAAUAAACUCGAACCGUGCAAUAUAUACGUAUACAGGACUAAAGAAAUAUUUACAUGUAACGAAAACUACAUACAUAUUAGAUACACUUUCACAUUGUUUUUAUAGGUCUGCAAAGUAUCUAGUUGUAAUUAUCGGUAUACAACUGACUGCUGUGAUGCAGACAUUAUUUAUAUAAUUUUAUACACACGACUAAAUGGAAUUAUUAUAUAAUUUUUUAUAUGUUUUUGAUGAUAUAGCGAGAAUUUUAAUACAAUAUAAUUUACGUUUAAAAACACAUU
Folsomia candida is the source of this 9767-nucleotide messenger RNA. RefSeq names its product unconventional myosin-XV (gene Myo10A). The record is from RefSeq and is a predicted model, not a curated record. Gene Ontology annotation, molecular function: protein binding; cytoskeletal motor activity; ATP binding. NCBI's taxonomy places the organism in Eukaryota, Metazoa, Arthropoda, Collembola, Entomobryomorpha, Isotomidae. Bases 16 to 9342 code for a protein of 3108 amino acids. Gene Ontology annotation, cellular component: cytoskeleton; myosin complex. The transcript is spliced from 48 exons.